Hordeum vulgare subsp. vulgare (domesticated barley) is the source of this 1322-nucleotide messenger RNA. RefSeq names its product GDSL esterase/lipase At5g45920-like. The record is from RefSeq and is a predicted model, not a curated record. The transcript has 5 exons. Lineage: Eukaryota; Viridiplantae; Streptophyta; Magnoliopsida; Poales; Poaceae. Gene Ontology annotation, molecular function: hydrolase activity, acting on ester bonds. The coding region runs from base 271 to 990 and encodes 239 amino acids.
AUACAGGGAGAGAUCAACAGACGGCCGGCCGGAACAUGCUCGCUCGUCGGGACUCGGGAGUACCGACGAAUCCUCGCCGCUUGCCGAUCAGAAGUCGCGACGAGCUCACCUAAUAUUCCACCUCUCCCCAGAGGCCACCCAACCUACCACAUGGCUGUAUGUAUAAUACUGUACUCCACUGCAGCAGAAGCGAGGUGCUCGUGAAGUCGACGUGAUAUCCAGUCCAGUGGCCGAUCCGUGAUCCGUGUUGGAGAGAGCGAGGGAGAGAAGAUGCGGCCGCGGCUGGUGCUCUUCGGCGACUCAAUCACCGAGCAGUCCUUUGCCUCCGGCGGCUGGGGCGCCGCCCUCGCGGAGCACUUCGCGAGGCAGGCGGAUGUGGUGCUGCGCGGGCUCAGCGGGUACAACACGCGCUGGGCGCUGAAGGUGCUGGACAGAGCCAUGGAGGGGGCGGCCGACGGAGGCGCGGACCCGGCGGCGGUGACGGUGUUCUUCGGCGCCAACGACGCCACCCUGCCCGACCAGGCGCAGGCGCACCAGAACGUCCCGCUCGGGGAGUACCAGGACAACCUACGCGCGAUUUGCGCCUACUUCAAGAAUAAGUGGCCCUCCGCUGCCGUCAUACUCAUCACCCCUCCACCGAUCCACGAGCCGGCAAGGAUUCGAGACAUAUAUGGAGAUAAUGACCCUUCAAGACAGCCUGAAAGAACCAAUGAAGCUGCUGGCACUUAUGCACAGGCGUGCAUAGCUGUUGCUAAAGAAUUGGGUCAUCCAGUUAUAGACAUCUGGACGCUGAUGCAGCAAUUUCCUGAUUGGCAAACAUCUGCAUUAAGUGACGGGCUACAUUUCACCCCGUCCGGGAACAAAAUUUUGUUCGACGAGGUGCUGAAGACACUGGAAAGUGUUGGUUUCAGCCAGCACAGUCUCCGGUCCGAUCUCCCUCUCUUCCAUGAAAUUGACCCCAAGGACCCGCUGAAAGCCUUUGAAAUUUGAAGAAGGUAUUCGCCGCAUGGUUCUGAAAACAAGCUAUGCUUGGUUUGGUGACUGAUGUGCUCUGUAACAUAGAUAUAUUGUGCUGAUGAUCUAUGUCAGCAAUGCUCGUGACUUGUUUUGAAGAUGUUGCAUGUAUUGAAGGCAAGUGAAAAUGAGGGAAAAAAUAAAUGGACUUCUUCUGCUGUUCGUUUCUUACGGUGCAGAUUGUUCUGCAAACUGGAUUGUGAUACUAGCACUGCAGGACUGUUUUUUCUUUUCUUUCAGAGGAAACUGAUGCUAUAUGAAUUUUUAUCAAUUCUAUAUGAAUUUGAGGGAACUGAUGCUAUUGCGAA